This is a messenger RNA of Anoplopoma fimbria (sablefish), 2082 nucleotides long. It is a transcript of the gene ftcdnl1, whose product is annotated as formiminotransferase cyclodeaminase N-terminal like 1. The record is from RefSeq and is a predicted model, not a curated record. Lineage: Eukaryota; Metazoa; Chordata; Actinopteri; Perciformes; Anoplopomatidae. The coding region runs from base 150 to 1142 and encodes 330 amino acids. The transcript has 6 exons. Gene Ontology annotation, molecular function: transferase activity; folic acid binding.
UUGUGCAUGGACUGGGAGUUGCUACACUGAAGUACUCUGUCGGUGUUUACGUAAAGCAAUUGCGCUUCCUUCCCGUGUAAGAGCACCAGAGAAUGCAUGCAAUGCUGAAAGAUCAUUUAAUAUAACGCAACAGCAGCUACAGUACAAACAUGGCCUCAAGUUCCUUUGGCAGAAGACUGGUGGCUUGUCUUCUCAAUGUUUCCGAGGCUCGCAGGAAAGACCUGGUGGAGACUGUGGCCAAGGCAGCCUUAUACAACAAUAAAGGUGUUAGACGGGAGGGGACCACAGUGCUGAACAUCUUUAAUGACCAUGACUACAACCGUUCUGUCAUCACCAUCGUGGCCAGUAUCGACUCUAUCAGGGAGGCUGUUCUGUCUGCAUGCGAGAAAGCCUGCGGGCUGAUCGACAUGCGCGCCCACAAGGGGGUCCACCCAUGUAUGGGUGCCGUCGACCUCAUACCCAUCUACCCCCUGGGGGAGGAGGUGGGAGUGGAGGACUGUGCUAAAGAGGCCCGGGCUGUGGCUCAGGGACUCACAGAGCGGGUCCAGGGCACCAGUGCGUUCCUGUUCGGCUGGGCGGACUCCCCCCUUCAGCGGGGGCUGGCACAGAGGAGGAAGGAGAUGGGCUGGUUCAAGAAGACGCCAGACUUGCAGGCAAUCAGACCCGACAUGGGGCCGCAUCCACAGAAACGAUUUGGUCUCACAGGUGUUGGGGCCGGCCCGUACGUCAUGAACUGCAACGUCACCAUCGACACCCAGGACAUGGCCAUGGGACGCAGCAUCGCCACGGCCCUCAGGGAGUCGACCCCGGGGGGACUACCUGGGGUACAGGUGCUGGCCUUGCCACAUGAGGGCGCUGUGGAAAUCGCCUGUAAUGUGGAAAGCGUGAAAGGGAGCCCAACUGGUCAAACGACUGCAGGUGAACCGUGGCCUUGUUUCAGCAUCGGCGGCCAUCCGUACUGUCACGUUCCAGCUUCCCUCAUCACGACGAGGGUUGCAGAGCUGGCAGGGAGGGAGGGGGUUGGCGUGAAGGGCACCGCUCUGGUGGGGUUCACCCCCUGUGAGUGCAGGGGCCUGGCAGAAUUAGCACUGUCUCAAAGGAUUGCAGAGUUCUGGAAAGAACAGGGAAGGAUCCGAAUGUGAAAAUAAAUCCCUGCCAAAACCAGUGAAACCUCACAUAAAGAUGUCACUUUAAUUACCAUGAAAAUGUACUGUGUGUUAACAGUGGCAGAUUUACUAAUUAAAAUUAAGUAAUUUUUGGGUCAAUAAGUAUUUGAUUUGUAUGAAAAAGAAAAAGUGGGUUCCUCAUUUCCAACAAUUUGUUGCUAGCUAAUUUGACCAGUUGUAGUUAGCUAGCGUUAGCUAAUUAACUAACUGCUAUGUUAGGUCACAACUCAGUCUUCAGCUGUGUUAUUUUGAAACGGCUGUAAAAGGAAUCUUAAAUAUGCACACACAUAUGAUUUUAAAAAAACUGGGGUUAAAGCGUUUUGUCUCAUAGAAAAUGUAACCUGCUAACUUUUAUGAAAUUACUUUUUGUCAUAUUUGCUCAAACUGUCACUAUUUCAUAACAGUAGUACAUGAGACAGACAAUAGAUAAGAAUCAUGCUUUAAUGUUUUUUUAAUUUUCAAGCAGUAUGUUUCAAUUUUAGUAAUACGGACAAAACAGUGUGUUGGCAAACAUUACUAAAUCUAUUGGAGCGGAACCUUCCCCAAACCAAAUAUAGAUCAAGACAGAGCUGCUAACGUUAGCUUAAACUCUAAUAUUGGAGCACCUUGGUUCCGACACAGCGGAUGUUCCUGUCCUCAACAUGCGACUCAUGUAGACCGCAAUCCCACACAACAGCCAUAGUCACCAAAUGAUAUGCUCUUUGACGCUGGAGGUAAAGCUAAGGUACUGCCCUGGAUUAUGUUGACUUUGGAAAGGCAAAUAGAUAAAACACAAUUCUCUAAACAUCCAACUGGUUCUUCAUAUUACCUGACAUCCAAUCUUUAAUAUCGCUAACAUUGAUUAAGAUCACUAAUAACUGCAUUGAGAGUGAUUUCAUUUUUUAAUGAGCAACUGUGUGUGAAAGCAUUGUAUGAA